Messenger RNA from Menidia menidia (Atlantic silverside), 6515 nucleotides. The record is from the annotation of a GenBank genome assembly. Lineage: Eukaryota; Metazoa; Chordata; Actinopteri; Atheriniformes; Atherinopsidae.
AUGGAGGCAUGUCUGGUUGGGAGAGUUAGACGGAGAGUUCUGCUGCGGGAGGAGGUGGCCCAGCUCCAAGAGGAAGUGCACCUGCUGCGGCAGAUGAAGGACAUGUUGAGCAAAGACCUGGAGGAGACCCAGGGAGGAUGUUCGGCCGACGUGCUGUCCGCCACAGAACUGCGCGUGCAGCUGGCCCAGAAGGAGCAGGAGCUGGAUCGAGCCAAGGAGGCCCUGCAAGGUGAUGACUUCAUCAUAAAAAUCGUCAUGCUGAGAACAAAUCCCGCCGCUCUGCCUCCACUCGGCAGCCCUCGUGGAAGCUGGACUGAAGAAGUGUCAGUGAAAGCGACAGUGGCAGAUUCUGAACAUUUGUUCCUGUUUUCUGUUGUUGUGGACAUUGACACUGCCAUGAAGUCCGACCGUAAGCGUCUGAAGGCUGAAAAAGCUGACCUGGUCAAUCAGAUGCAGCAGCUUUAUGCCACACUGGAGAGCCGGGAGGAGCAGCUCCGUGACUUCAUCCGCAACUACGAGCAGCACAGAAAAGUACGGCUCUCAUGUGCUCACGCGGGCGUGCACAUGCGCACGCACACCAACAUCUAUGAGAGCGAGGAUGCAGUGAAGGCUCUGGCGAAGGAGAAAGACCUCCUGGAGAGAGAGAAGUGGGACCUGCGGCGGCAGACGAAGGAGGCGACGGAGCACACGGGGAUGCUGCGCUCCCAGCUCGACCUCAAAGAGAACCGCAUCAAGGAGCUGGAGGCGGAACUGGCCAUGAUGAGUAACUGUGUCAAUCAGAGAAUGGAGUUCCGGGUUUUUGAGCGGCUUGUGGACAGGGACUACUCUCCUAGGGUCAUAGCGGCCAAACAGUCACUAGCCACCCUGACAAAGGACGUGCCCAAGCGCCACUCUCUGGCCAUGCCCACAGAGGCGGUCGUCAACGGCAACAACCAGGAGUGGGUGAUGCAGGCUGACCUUCCCCUAACUGCUGCCAUCAGACAGAGUCAGCAGACUCUUUAUGUCCACACCGGGCAUCCCACUGACAGACAAGUGGCGGCGGUGCGGGUGAGCCCGUGCCACUCGCGUCAGCCCUCCAUCCUCUCCGAAGCCUCUGCGUUGGAGGGAGAUCGGUCAUCCACUCCGAGCGACAUCAACUCACCACGCCACCGGACUCACUCCCUCUGCAAUUCCCUAGAAGAUCUGGAGGAGGCGAAGCGUAAGAAGAAGAAAGAGAAGAUUGGGCUGGGCUCUCUGUCCCGCGUCUUUACCCGGGGAAAGCAACGCAAGUCUCUGGACCCCGGUUUGUUUGAUGGUACUUCAACACCAGAUUAUUACAUAGAGGAGGAUGCAGACUGGUAGAGCGCACGUGUCCCAGUGAACUACCCUGAAGAGCCUUUGGCAGUUAUCAGAGGACAACCCUGUGUCAAAUGUGUGCGUGAGCGGGUGGAUGUCGGCGUGUGCAGACGUAUUAAUACGCGUGCCUGUGUGGUCUCACCUGCACGUGCAGCCUAGUCGUGUGUGUGUGUGACGGCGUGCGGAUGCGUGUGUGUUGCCUGUGGUCGCAAGCCAUGUCGGGAGCCGGAGCCGCGUCUCGCUUUGCCGAAGUGUAAACCUUAACGAGCAAAUUGCACCUGUAUGUAUAUAACGCUCUGUAAAUAGCAUGGAGAGUGUAACACGGCAACAGCGUGGACGUAUUCUGUAUCCGCCCUCCAAAAACAGCCGUGUCAUUGGAGCUUCUAAAUGUUCCAUAGAUUUUGGACUUUUCGUUUUCACUCAACUGGAAACUUGAAGGACUGCUGUACUUGUUGUAAAUAACAACAGUUGUUGUGCACUCUGUGCGUGUAAAUGUCUCCAUGUCCUGAAUGCCUUUUCUUAUUUUUGACAUGUGCUCCCCCUCCCCUCACAACUUAAAUUCCUCUGUUUAUUGUCCUGCUUGGUCCAACCCCUCCCCUUCCACACUGCCUUGAUGAGAACAGUUUCCUGUCGGCCACAUGCAGACUCCUCAAAUCCAUCACCCGAUCGAGCUGUCUGUUAAACACAUUCGUUAAUGCGUCUCAAAACCUGUGCAGAGGAGCUCAUUGGUGUUUAACAUUAGACUUUCUAUGAGGCUGCUGAGCGUGGAAUCAACUUUCCACACAAAGCAGAUCAUUCCACGGCAUCAUGAAGCCAAACAGGAAAUGCGAGAAAUGUGUUUUCUAUCUGUUCAGGAUAGAAGGUGCAUAUGUAAUGUGUGACAUGCAUGCAUGUAGUCCCAGUCCACAGCUGCAUGCUGAACAAUACCCUGCUAAAGAGAAAUGUCUUGUUGUCAAAAAGGUGAUUUAAACAAAGAGAGGUCAGUUACAGAUUUCCUUUUUAUUCAGAUUUCUCUUUUUUUUUAUUAAUUCAUAUGUUUUGUUAUCAAAGUUUGGGCGCUUAAGAUACCAGACUGAACACAAUCGAGCUUUAAUAUGCUCCUGCAAGGCAAAAAUACUCAUGCAAAAGUACAUUUAGAAACAUUAAAGGUCGGCAAAGUCACUGAGAAAACCCAGCUGUGCUCUUUGAAUCUUUGAAUAAUUAUUCCACUUAUUCAUGAGCCUUUCCUUUCAGCAGGAUCUUGUAGCUGCUUGUGGCCAUCAUAAUAUUAAUACUCUGCAAAGAUACUGGGGUUGGGACUGUACUGGGAGAAGUCUGAAAGUUUGAUAUUAAACUGAAAUUCAAGACUUUUCCCAUCCCCUGGAAUUAAGGCCAUUUUAAAUAAUAAUCAGUCAAUUAGGAGAAGCGGACAUUAAACAAAAUACUAUAACAUUAGUGAGCAUCACCUCUGAAGGUUAAAAAUCAGGAUUUAAGAACGCUAAUCAAGCAAAUGCAUACCUUCUCAAACGACCCUUUGAACUCACCAGAAAUUCUUAAGCUGAGUUCAAGUCACUGCUGGAAAAAAAAAGCAAUUAACUUUGAGCUGAAGGUUAAUAGAAUUUCUUCAGGCAAAGAAUGUCUACAGACACUGGAUUCUUUUCGUUCUUUCACUGGAUUGAGUUGGAGUCUGCAAUGCCCCUCCAGGAAAUCUCUUCUCUCCCUGAUAUAAAACUAACACUGGAUAUUCAUCGGCCUCACCUUAAACCCCAAAGAGUGGCAGAUUACAUCGGAGCUGUUUUUAACAACAGCAUUUGUCAGGAGGAUCCGCACAUGCAGUGAGGAGAUUAUCUCUUUACUCUUAGCUCAGCCUACAUUCGGGCCCACAGAUAUUAGAUCCUAAGCUAAAUCACAGAGGAAAUUAAAAAACAAGUCACUGUGUAUAUUACAGCUUAUCCUGUUUAUUUAGUUAAACAAUUCAAUAACAUGUAUAAAAAAAACAGAAUUAUAUUUUAUUUUUUCGUCUACCCAACUUUUAUGUGCUGAUGGGGAAACAGCAUCUAAAAAACAGUGUAUGAUUUCACAUUUUGAGCCACUCUUUUUUUUCCAGUUUUCUCAAAACAUUUUACUUUUUGUAAAUGAGAUAACAUGGCAGAAAUCAAAUGGAUAUUAUUAUUAUUAUUAUUGUUAUUAAAGAGUUUUAUUUAAAGUCAAAGGUGUAGGCCUCAGUGGAGGACUUCUCUUCUGAAGCCCUGACAUGUAGAAGUGGAUAGUAGCAACUUUUCAAGGCAUGGCAACAAGUAACAUUCAAAUGAACUAAAUGAGAAAAUAAGAUUAUUUUAAAAUAAAAUAAAUGAUAAGUAUUUUGAUGUGGCUGUCCUCUCUUUCCCUUCGUUAAUGUUUGUGUUGUGUAAUUGUUCAUUUGUGGUUGAAUGGCUCUAAUCUUGAUUUUUAACUUGCACAUAGCUUCCUUCCAACCUGCAAGUCCAUCUGUGGAUCGCGGUGUCCAAAUGGCCUCGUUUUUGCUCUUCCCCAAUCUGAAUUCCGAAUUCAUGGCAGAAAGCAUCUAUAAAACGUGUGCUAUUUACAUUGGACUACAUUGGACUGAUUUAUUAGAAGGGAAAAUGAGGCCAUUUCAGAUGACUGAGAUGAAGAACACGGUGUUAAUAACAGCCUGAAGUGAUGUGACCACUAACCUGUAACACUGACCUGUCUUGUCGAACUUCCAUCAGACUUUCAACAUAAUGGAGUGACCCAAGAAGCAACCAGUCACACUCUGCAGGUCCAGGAUACGCACGUUCUGGCUGCCCCCACAAAGAGUUGUACUGGGAUGCAAACUGUGUUUGCAGAUGGGUUCCAACUCUAAAACAACACAAACUGACCUCAAAAUUACACACUUCUUCAAGUUGAAUUGAAUUUUAAUGAAAACCAUCGAAUUGAUCCCUUUCUGGAGCAGCUGUAAGCUUCUAACCCUUCUGUUCUCAAACAGAAUUUUCUCAACUUCUAAAACUUCUUAUAACGUUGCUCAGCUAUAGCAGUAGGCAUAGAAUAAACGUCUUCAUUUAUCGUUUUGCAAAUAUCUCAACUAAAAUGGUACCACUGAGGAUAAAGAAAUAUUUCUGUGUAAAAAAGAAAUAUUACAGCCAUAAUACUUUUAAUCUGGCACUCAACUGUAAACAGACUUAAUGUUUAUGCAUAUCUUAAUCAGGCAAGACAGCUAAAUUAUAUUUAUCAUCAUAGGGAACCAUCCUUAAAAACAAUGAAAUGAGGUUUCGGUGCGAGUUGUUGCCAAAGAAUUAGGAUCUAUCAAAGCCUAGUAAACAUGAUGUGAUAAAUACAAUUCUGAAGGACUUGCUCUCAUUACACUGUAAAAGUUUUGAAGGCCUUCUAUGAAUAGAUGUUCUAGACAAAUUACACCAAAAUAGAAUUUUGAAGAGGGAAUGAGAGGACAAACCGUUAUUGCAACAUUGAAACACGAUGGCAGUAUCAUGGUUUGGGCCUGUUCUGUAAUAUCAUAGCUAGGUUUAAACUACUGAUUUUUACAAUGAAAUGUAAGGCCUUUGGAGCAGAGAGAGCAGGACCUCAAUAGAGCAGUUAAUGUCAGGAAAAAGUAAGAGAUUACUGGUACUGGUGUCGAAAUCUGGUCAUAUUUGAAAAAAUAUAUAGAUAAAUAAGAGCAUAUUUAUGGUGGAAGAGUUGGUUUAUUCAGUGUUACAUGAAUUGCUCUCAGGAGGUGUUUCUAUUGUGAGUUUAUGUAUUGCUCUUAUGAGGACACAUAAAAGCAUCCAGACUAAGAUGAAUCACUAAAGGCAGGUUUUUAAUAAUCUGUUUAUGUGGGUCCAACAACCGUCCAGUUGAGAAUCUCUUUUUGAAUAAACACACCAGCACAGUGAAGCCUGCCAAAAUACUGGAUUCCAUUUGCUCUGUGGAAAUGAGAAAGAGGCAUGGAGGAAACAAAGAACCUGUUGAUUCUGCUUUUGUUGUGUUUUGUUCUGUUUCUUUGUUAGAUGCUCCAAGCUAAAUUUCAAAGGGAAUGAAUCAGAGAGAACAUCACUCAUUACGACAUCUUUAUUUUUCCACUGAAAUAACGUAUAUUUCCAGGGUGAAGAGACCAACAAGGACAAAGAUUGCACACUGUCCAUUACCACUGAGUUUUGAGAUGGAUGCUUUUAUCCAAGGCUCAUUAGAUUCCCUGCCUCCUGACAGCUUUAGCCUUGAUGGCCCAUGCUCAGUUAUAAGCACGAGAAUGAGCUGAGUAAGGCUUUAUUUGAGAGUGAUAAUAGGUCAUAUAUUUUCAAAAGAGUCACAAAAAUCUAAUUAUUAAGUGUUAUAUUACAAAUAUGGCUAAGUGUACUUCAAUCAGCUACCAGUGAACAACACAUAAUGAUAAACCAACUCUUGAGUCUGAUGCUUUGCAAAGGUUUCCACCUGCUGGUAGGAAUAGGGAAGUGCUUAAGUACACCCUGUUCUUGGCAUAAUUACCUCACAAAAAUUAUUUACUUAGCAAAAAAGUACUUAUAACUUCUUAUAACAGGUAAACUUACAAGAAUUAAGGGGAAUAAUCAUAUGGGCACAGGACUCUCAGGGUAAUAUUCAUAGGAUAAAAUAAAAAUGUGAGGCAGAUAUGAUAAUAUUCCAUCAAAAUAUAAUAUUUUUCCUGAUUGCAACAAUUGCCGAAGGCUAAUUUAGACUAAUGGAACAUUUUAAUUCAAGGGCUCAAACACCUGCCACUCUAAUGAACUUUUAAAGUGGGCUUUUACAAUAGUUACUCCCUGGUUUUCAACAUCAUUAUUAGUAAGGACAUGCUUGUUGUCACACGUCCAAAAGCUUGUUUCCUCCACUGGGCAGUUUUUUUUAAAGUUAACCUGAUUUUUUGCUACGGUGCACUUAUGUUUGUUUUUAUCAUUGCUCACUAUACCCACUGCCACCCUGCCUUCACUCACACCCUCAUCUGCAUCGCCCAUAAAUCUGCCCCAUCCACUCACCCUCCCAGACUCAGAAAGCCUGUCCAGCCCCACCCGCCUCAGCCUCGGCCUGUCAGACGGGUCAGAAGACCAGCUGGACCGCCUCCAGCAGGUGGAGCUGGCCAGGAUGACGCCCAUGUCUCAGUGGAGGGCGGGCACUGUGCAGGCCUGGCUUGAGGUUGUCAUGGCGAUGCCCAUGUACAUCCGCACAUGCUCAGAGAAUGUCAAGAGUGGCAAGGU